UGGCACCCCGCUCCGCCCGCCCCUCGGCGCCGCUUGGCGGGAAGGGCCUGGCUUUGGCGGGCUCGGAGGAGAGGCGGCCGGCGGGAAGGGGACAGCCGGGCAGCCGCAGCCCACCCCGGCGCGCAGGGAGCAGCUCCGAGCACCUCUCCCCCACCAUGCCUGCCGAGGGGGAGGUGCCGAGCGCGGCGGCCGCCGGCCCGGAGUCCGGCGAGCUGCAGUACCUGCGGCAGGUCCGGCACAUCCUGCAGCACGGCCACCGAAAGGAGGAUCGCACGGGCACCGGCACCAUCUCCGUCUUCGGCAUGCAGGCGCGGUACAGCCUGAGAGAUCAGUUUCCACUGCUAACAACGAAGAGGGUAUUCUGGAAAGGAGUGCUGGAGGAGCUGCUGUGGUUCAUCAAGGGUUCUACAAAUGCCAAAGAGCUCUCUGCCAAGGGUGUGAAGAUUUGGGAUGCUAAUGGGUCGCGUGAGUUCCUGGAUAAGCAGGGUUUCAGCACCAGAGAGGAGGGGGAUUUGGGGCCAGUUUAUGGUUUCCAGUGGAGGCACUUUGGAGCAGAAUACAAAGAUAUGCACACAGAUGUUGGUGCACUACAUUCAUUGGAGACUGUGGAAGAGAAAGAUUCCUCCAUUCUGCAGCUGGAACAAAAUUAUUCCAACCAAGGAGUUGAUCAGUUGCAAAAAGUGAUUGAAACGAUCAAAACCAACCCAGAUGACAGAAGAAUCAUUAUGUGUGCUUGGAAUCCCAAAGAUAUUUCUCUGAUGGCUUUGCCUCCAUGCCAUGCUCUUUGCCAGUUCUAUGUUCUAAAUGGUGAAUUGUCGUGCCAACUCUAUCAGAGGUCUGGAGAUAUGGGACUGGGAGUGCCUUUCAAUAUUGCCAGCUAUUCACUGCUUACAUACAUGAUUGCCCAUGUCACGGGGCUAAAGCCUGGAGAGUUCAUACACACAUUAGGAGAUGCUCACAUAUAUCUGAAUCAUGUGGAACCUCUAAAAGUUCAACUUCAGAGGGAGCCAAGACCUUUCCCCAAACUCAGAAUUAUUCGUAAGGUUGAAGAUAUCAGUGACUUUAAGGCAGAAGACUUUCAGAUUGAAGAUUAUAAUCCUCAUCCAUCUAUUAAAAUGGAGAUGGCUGUUUAGUGCUAUAAACCAGCUUCUAUUAAUGUGGAAAUGUGCCUAAGUAGUAAAGUAAGUACUCUUAAGUACUAAAUGUAUUUCAAGUUAUGGAGUUUUUAUAUAUUUUGGAAAGAGACAUACUUCAUUACUGAAAAAGAAGCAGGUGCUAGUAGACCAGUACUGCCUUCAGUACUAAACUGUAGUCAUACAGAACAGGUGAUUAUUUAUUCCUGCUGUACUAUGCAGAUGCUAACCCAGUUUUAAGUUGCUAGUGAGAUGCUUGUUUUCUACAUAUCGUUUCAGCUACCAGUGGCCACAUCUAUUACCAUUCAGUUACUAUGUGUAAGUAGUGCUUGCUUACAUGCUGUAUUUAGUACUGAAAAUAAGAACUUCUAUGUAUUAUAGAGGGUUCCUUCAAGGUUGUAGCAGUCUUUGUUCUAAAAAGUAUAUGUUUAAUAAAGCUUUUUAAAAAAAAUCUUCUGGGAG
Molecule: messenger RNA, 1595 nt
Organism: Phalacrocorax carbo (great cormorant)
Lineage: Eukaryota; Metazoa; Chordata; Aves; Suliformes; Phalacrocoracidae
Source: RefSeq, a predicted model, not a curated record